Messenger RNA from Cuscuta campestris, 2912 nucleotides. The record is from the annotation of a GenBank genome assembly. NCBI's taxonomy places the organism in Eukaryota, Viridiplantae, Streptophyta, Magnoliopsida, Solanales, Convolvulaceae.
CCAGAUGCCCCUACAAUUUGGCCAAGGAAGAUUAAUGGAAAUACACGCACCAAAAGAUAGAUAUCCCAAACAAAGAUAACAUUCCAAAAAAUCUACAUGGACAUCAAUAAUACAGGUUUGUUGAAAAUUGCGCCAAGGACCAGGCUGUAGUCUGCAGAAGUUGAGUGUAAAUUAGGACCAGGCUGUAGCUCCAAGCUAUAGAAAACAAAGUCAGAUGAAAUAGCCCCCUUUAACUCAGGAUCUGCGCUAGAUAACAGAGUGAGUCAUCUCACUGGAUCUGCAUAUGUGUUGGAAACCAAAUAAAAGAGGCAAAAAUCAUGGCAUGGAACAAGGAGGUUGGAGUCUUGCAGCUCCAUUACUCCACUCUCAGUGAACACCAGAGACCAUGAAGACGACUGUUACUAAACCUCAAAAGAAACAAACCUUAAAUCACCAUAGGUAGCAAUUACCUGCACUGAGAUUCAUACCUCUAAAAUCUUACCUGUGCAUAAUCACAAAAUGAGAGAAGCAAGAAAUAAACCCUUCUGUAGAUAAGUUUUAGAGAUAGUCAUCUUCAUAAUCGUCCCAAUUUUGUUCCACUACCUUUGCAAGCUUUAACUUCUUUUUGGCUUUCUUUUUCUGGCUACGGGUAAGGGGUUGUUUGGGGGUAACCUCCUUUUUUACCGGACAGCUUUGUUUGAAAGCUUGUAUAAUUUCAUUUGCGAAGGUAUUUGUUGGCUCAUCUGGGUCCUCAAACCAGCCCAAAGGAGACUUUUUUCGACCUUCAGCAAGAAGUCUCGCCUUACUUCUUGUGAUCACUUGAGAAGGAUAUAUAUAUAUAUAUAUAUAAAAACAUGCAACCUCCGUUUAUGUAAUUUUUUCUACAAUUUGUGCAGAACUUUGCAAGCAAGAUUUUGAUCCGAGCUACACCAUAAAUGAUAAACGGGCUAGGUUGAAGCAGCUAGGCAAAUUGAAAUACAUGACACUAUUUUGAAACCAAACAAUCAAGAUUUGGGCUUUCCCUCACUUGGAAGGGGAGUUAUUUAUGAUUGAAGGCAAAUUGAAAUACAUGACACUGUUUUGAAACCAAACAAGCAAGAUCUGGGCUUUCCCUCACUUAGAAGGGGAGUUAUUUAUGAUUGAAGGUUCACAACAACAUUUCAUGGUAUGAAACAUGUUGAGUACAUGAAUAUACUUUCUAGAACAAUGUCAACCCCAAGUUGCAUCUCAGGUAAACCUCUAGCAUCAAUUUCCAGAACCCAUGUAUUAGAAUAGUCAAUGAAAAUACUCCACUGGCACUUAAAUUGAAUCCUCUUAGUAUGCUGCUAAACUAGAAUUCAUACUACUGUUCCCAUAGCCAAACAAUUAUGCUAAGGAAAUGAGAAGGAAAUGACUACUUGGAGUGAUACGUUGCAAAUCCAUAAACAAUUAUGUUGUAGUGUUUUGACAGAGGUUUUUUACUUGCACCAAGGAAGAUGACUUGGUUAAAGAUUUAUUCUAUUUAGACCAUGUUCAUAUAUGUAGUUUUGGCUAAAAGAGUCUAUCACGAGUUAGAUCAGGAUCAUAUAUGGUUAACUCAUACUAGGUUUAUAAACUUCAUACCUGUCCUAGAUUUUCGAAUUAAAACCUCCUCUCCUCUUGCAGGCAUGUGACUUUUUGGGGAAGCAUAAGGACAUCAAGAAUUAUUGUAGUUGAGUUAUUUCAUGUCAUUGCUCAAGUAAAAAACUACUAUUCCUGCGUGUGUGUGCGUAAAGUAUCAAAUGACCUUUAAUGAGCUACUUUUGAAGGUUUAUAAUAAAUUUGGUAAAAUUGAAUUUUCUUUUUUUAUUUUAUUUGAACUUCGGUGUAAUGUCCAGCUAUUUAAGAAAAAAUAUAUAUGUGUCCACACAUUUAUACAAAUGAUCAAUUUAGAUGAGGCCAACUCAAAAUUCACACAUGUAAACUUUUAGAAGGGUGCUGCUUAUUUAUUGAACUGAGCAAUUUAUCAGUUGAUUUAUCCAUGAUCAAUUCUUUACUAGGUCAGAUUGGAUGCUUUUGACAUCUCUGAAGUGUUUGGUGAUAGCUGACCAACCAUAUCAAAAGAGCUUAAGACCAAUGCUGCUUCGAUUUUUUAGCUGAUGAAUAUCUCUAUUUGAUCAUCUUUUGUUCUCUUAGUACAUGUGCUCAUUUGUAUGGUGCAUAGGAAUAGAUUGUACACAUGAAACUGUCCAAGAGAUUUUUUUUUAGCCACGAAGUCAUUUGAAUUGGUUAUUACUUAUUAUGUAUUGCAAUUUUUGAUGGAAUUCACUUAUCAUAGCUAUGAUGCUUAGAUUUUGACAUUGAAGGCAGAAUUUGGCUAGCUUGGUAAUCAAUGUUAUGUAGAUGUAUCGGCGUCGACAAAGAAAUCGACGGUGGCGGCGGAGUACAGGCACCGAUUGACGAUGGGUUGUUGGACCGGAGGGAAGGAGCCCCAAAUUUCUUCCUUCGUCUUUUUUUUGAAAGUGAAGGACGGGCAAAGGUGACGGCGAGCAGUGAGCAGUGGCCGGAGAUGCGACCGCCGGUGAGAUUGGCGGAGAAGACAACUGUAGGUGGCGACCGCCGGUGAUAUUGGCGGAGAAGGGUUAUAUCUGGGAUUUUACAACACAAUCCUCUCUCUUUCUCGCUCAUAUUAUAGUGGAUCCUAGAAAUCAGCGCACAAUCUCCAUAAUUUUCAUUCGUCCUUUCCUCUUCCAACGAUGGCACACCCGAUCGAUUGUUUCUUUGUAGCAUGCCGAUCCGAAAUCCAAAUAGUUGUAUUCAGAAUUGUCAUCUUUUCCGGCUAAAUGAAGAAGGUUGAUCGAGAUCCACCCUAAAAUCAGAGAUCCACCAUGGUUCAUUGAUGAUUAUGCAAGGUUUACAGAUCAUGGGUUAUGAUGAAUAGGUCUUGGGUAAAAUAAUGAACACGUUGUUAGUUC